CACCGCCUCCGAGACCCAGCUCGCCGAGCGGGCGCCGCCGCCGCCGCCGCCGUCCCCGCCGCUGUCGCCAGCUUCCGGCCGCGGCCCCUCCGCCGUCCAGGGCCCCUCCGUCUCGGCUCCGGGACCCCGGCUCCCCGCCAGCCCCGGCCCCGGCACCAUGUCGGAGAAGAGCGUGGAAGCAGCGGCCGAGCUGAGCGCCAAGGACCUGAAGGAGAAGAAGGAGAAGGUGGAGGAGAAGGCGAGCCGGAAAGAGCGAAAGAAAGAAGUGGUGGAGGAAGAGGAGAAUGGAGCUGAGGAGGAAGAGGAAGAAACUGCUGAGGAUGGAGAGGAGGAGGAUGAAGGGGAUGAAGAAGAUGAGGAAGAAGAAGAGGAGGAUGACGAAGGGCCCGCACUGAAGAGAGCUGCCGAAGAGGAGGAUGAAGCAGAUCCAAAGCGGCAGAAGACAGAAAAUGGGGCAUCGGCAUGAGGCCCCCAUCAGGAGGCUGGGGCGGGAGGCCCCUGGGUCUGGAGGCAGGGGUGGGAACAGACCAGUACAGCCGCCCUUCACCUGGCUUCUGCCUCUGGGGCCUGCCCCACAGCUGCCACCCUCCUCCUUCUCCCCAGCCCUCCUUCCACCCUCCAGACACUGCCCCACCUCACUGCCAUCCAGCCACCUCCUGAGCGCCCCAGCCUUCCUGUCGCCCCUCCACCUUCCUUGCUGUCUUCUCUGCCCCACUCCUCCCACAUCCCUGUCCUGGGGUAGCCUCUCCCCUCUGCCCCCGAAUCCCCAGCCUCACUUCCUGUUCAUCCCUCUCCUGCCUGAUCCCGGGUCUCCCUCAGAUCCCUUCUCAGACAGCGCCAGGCCGGGGUAGGGCCGGGGUUGGGGCCAAGCCCCGAAGCUGCCCCCCUCCCCUCCCCUUUUUGUAUAAUUUAAUAAAGAAAUGGUCGCGCUUCUGUUUUUAA
Heterocephalus glaber (naked mole-rat) is the source of this 942-nucleotide messenger RNA. RefSeq names its product parathymosin (gene Ptms). Gene Ontology annotation, cellular component: nucleus. Gene Ontology annotation, biological process: positive regulation of transcription by RNA polymerase II; negative regulation of apoptotic process. Gene Ontology annotation, molecular function: histone binding. Lineage: Eukaryota; Metazoa; Chordata; Mammalia; Rodentia; Bathyergidae. The record is from RefSeq and is a predicted model, not a curated record.